AUGACAGACAUCACAAACAUCAUUGACUCUUCUCGUUCCUGGAUCUAUGAAGGCGUCUAUAUGAAGAUCAUUUUGAGGAGAACAAACAUGAGCCAUUUGAGCAGGUUGGUUAAUAAGGCCGGACAAGUGAACUCAAGUCAUACGACUGUCACAUAUUUCAUUAUUAAAGGUAUAUCGGAUGUGCCAGAGAUACAGGUUCCAAUCUUCCUAUUGGUAUUAGUCAUAUAUGUCAUCACUCUUGGCGGUAACUUGACCAUACUCCUAUUGAUCUGCCUGGACCAUCACCUCCAUUCUCCUAUGUACUUCUUUCUGAGCAAUCUAUCAAUAGCGGACAUCUCCUGCUCCACUGUCACCCUACAUAGAAUUCUUCUCAGCUUCCUAACGGGAGACAAAACCAUCUCUGUGACCGAGUGUAUGAUACAGACAUAUAUGUUCGGUUCGUUGGCAGGUCAUGAGUUAUUUAUAUUAACAGUCAUGAGCUAUGACCGCUAUGUAGCAGUCUGUAACCCUCUGAAGUACCACAAUGUCAUGAACCGCAGGACGUGUGGUCUUUUAGUCUCUUUUUGUUGGGUGUUGGGUUUCGUACAAACUAUUUCGCUUGUAUGUAUGCUCUCUAGUUACGUAUGCUACAUUUCCAUUGAAAUCGACCAUUUCUUCUGUGACAUCAUACCUAUGAUGAAAAUAACAUGCAGUGACACCUCUUUUUUGGAAAGGUUGUUCUUCUUUCAAGGUCUCUUCCUUCUAACCAUUAUUCCAUUUGUCCUCACCUUCCUGCCUUAUGUCUUCAUCAUUAUUGCCAUAGCAAAGAUUCAUACCAACACGGGCCGACGUAAAGCCUUCUACACCUGUUCUUCACAUCUGACGGUGGUCGUUCUUAUGUACACUACACUGGCAAGUCAAUAUCUUGCCCCGGACUCCAUCAGCAGCUUGAGCUCCAAGAAGCUUUUUUCAUUGUUUAACACAGCUAUUGUCCCUAUGCUCAAUCCAUUGAUCUACAGCCUAAAGAACAAGGAUGUCAAAGACGCCAUGAGAAGGAAGUUUGGCUUUGGCUAUCUAUCCAGAGAAUUACUAACCUUUAAAGUGAAUGUCCACCCUUAA
This is a messenger RNA of Hyla sarda, 1098 nucleotides long. RefSeq names its product olfactory receptor 151-like. The transcript has 2 exons. Gene Ontology annotation, molecular function: olfactory receptor activity; G protein-coupled receptor activity. Gene Ontology annotation, biological process: G protein-coupled receptor signaling pathway. Lineage: Eukaryota; Metazoa; Chordata; Amphibia; Anura; Hylidae. Gene Ontology annotation, cellular component: membrane. Bases 1 to 1098 code for a protein of 365 amino acids. The record is from RefSeq and is a predicted model, not a curated record.